CCCCGCGCCACCGUCCUCGCCGCUCAGCUGCGGCUCCGGCGCCCCGCGGCCCCGAAAGCGCACGGCGAGGAGGUGACUAUGGAGGCCGGUGGGCUGCCCCUGGAGCUGUGGCGCAUGAUCUUAGCCUACUUGCACCUCCCGGACCUAGGCCGCUGCAGCCUGGUAUGCAGAGCCUGGUACGAGCUGAUCCUCAGCCUGGACAGCACGCGCUGGCGUCAGCUCUGCCUGGGUUGUACCGAGUGCCGCCACCCCAACUGGCCCAACCAGCCUGACGUGGAGCCCAAGUCUUGGCGGGAGGCCUUCAAGCAACACUACCUGGCCUCGAAGACAUGGGCCAAAAAUGCCCUGGACCUGGAGUCAUCCGUCUGCUUUUCUCUCUUCCGCCGGCGGAGGGAACGGCGGACUUUGAGCGUGGGACUGGGCCGUGAGUUUGACAGCCUGGGCAGCGCCCUGGCUAUGGCCAGCCUCUACGACCGCAUCAUGCUAUUCCCAGGCGUGUAUGAGGAGCAAGGCGAGAUCAUCCUGAAGGUGCCUGUGGAGAUUGUGGGCCACGGCAAGCUGGGGGAGGUGACCUUGCUGGCUAGUAUCGACCAGCACUGCUCCACCACGCGCCUGUGCAACCUGGUCUUUAUGCCGGCGUGGUUCUCCCCCUUCAUGUUCAAGACCACAUCGGGCCAUGUCCAAUUUGACAACUGCAACUUUGAGAAUGGCCACAUCCAGAUCCAUGGCCCGGGCACAUGCCAGGUGAAGUUCUGCACCUUCAAAAACACCCAUGUCUUCCUGCACAACGUGCCCCUAUGCAUCCUGGAGAACUGUGAGUUUGUGGGCAAUGAGAACAACUCUGUGACUGUGGAGGGACACCCAUCGGCAGACCGGAACUGGGCCUACAAGUACCUCCUGGGGCUCAUCAAGUCCUCGCCCAGUAUGCUCCCCACAGAGGACUCAGACACUCUCAUGUCCCUGGACCUGGAGAGCAGGGACCAAGCGUGGAGCCCCAAAACCUGUGACAUUGUCAUCGAGGGCAGCCAGAGUCCCACCAGCCCCGCCUCCAGCUCCCCAAAGCCCGGUUCCAAGGCCAGCUCCCAGGAGACAGAGGGGGGUAGUGAUGGGGAGCGGUUGGCUCAGACCCCUGACAGCAGUGACGGGGGCCUCAGUCCCAGUGGCGAGGAUGAGGAUGAGGACCAGCUAACAUAUCGAUUGUCCUACCAAGUGCAGGGCCCACGCCCAGUCCUGGGGGGCUCCUUCCUAGGCCCUCCACUGCCAGGAGCUUCCAUCCAGCUGCCCAGUUGUCUUGUGCUCAACUCUCUACAGCAGGAACUGCAGAAGGACAAAGAGGCCAUGGCUCUGGCCAGCUCAAUACAGGGAUGCCUCAUCCGCAAGUGCCUCUUCCGGGAUGGGAAGGGUGGUGUGUUUGUAUGCUCCUAUGGCCGUGCCAAGAUGGAGGGCAACAUCUUCCGGAACCUGACCUACGCGGUGCGCUGCAUCCACAAUAGCAAGAUCGUUAUGCUCAGGAAUGAUAUCCACCGCUGCCGGGCCUCAGGCAUCUUUCUGCGCUUGGAAGGCGGAGGCCUAAUCGCUGGCAACAACAUCUAUCACAAUGCUGAGGCUGGUGUGGACAUUCGGAAGAAGUCCAACCCACUAAUACUGUGCAACCAGAUCCACCAUGGCUUGCGCUCUGGCAUUGUCGUCCUUGGCAAUGGGAAAGGCGUCAUCAGGAACAACCAGAUCUUCUCAAACAAGGAGGCUGGCAUUUAUAUCCUGUACCAUGGGAACCCAGUUGUGAGUGGGAACCACAUUUUCAAGGGCCGUGCAGCUGGCAUCGCAAUAAAUGAGAACGGCAAAGGCCUCAUCACAGAGAAUGUCAUCCGGGAGAACCAGUGGGGCGGGGUGGACAUCCGCCGUGGUGGCGUGCCCGUGCUCCGCAGCAACCUCAUCUGCUUCGGCUACUCAGACGGCGUGGUUGUGGGUGACCAGGGCAAAGGGCUGAUCGAGGGGAACACCAUCUAUGCCAACAAGGGCUGCGGGGUUUGGAUGAUGUCCUCCAGCCUGCCCCAUGUCACCAGCAACCAUGUCAGCUACAAUGGCCUGUAUGGAGUGGCCGUGUUCAGCCAGAAGGAUGGCUCUGGUGAGCUUCCAGGAGGCCACGGGGCCCAGGAGAACUUCAGUGAGGAUGGGGAUGCUAUCCUCUGGGAGACAGAGUUGGAGAAGGAUGAUGACCCGCUGCGCCGACCUGUCACCGUGGCUCUUGUGGAGUCCAAUAGCAUCAACCACAAUGGGGCCUCCGGAAUGUAUGUGCAGAGCAGCGAGGCAUUACAUGUGGUCACCAACGUGAUCCAUGCCAAUGGGGACCGAGGCAUCACCGUGGCACAGAGCAACCAGCUUACCCGCGUGGCCAACAACAGCAUCUCCUGCAAUCGGCAGAGUGGGGUCCGGGUAGAGGCGCAAUGUAAGGUGGAGCUCCGAGGCAAUGGUGUCUAUGACAACCGUGGUCAUGGCGUCAUCACCAAGGGCGACAACACUGUGGUCAUUGAAAACGACAUUAUUGGCAACCGUGGCAGCGGGCUGCAGCUACUGCCCAAGUCUGACACCAAGGUGAUCAAGAACCGGAUUCACUCAUUCCGGGCCUAUGGCAUCGCCGUACGGGGCCGUGCCAAGGCUCUGGUACAAGAGAACAUCAUCUUCCAGGGCAAGAACAACAAGACCAUCUUUCAGCAGAUCACAAAUAAUCGGGACUGCAUCAUGCAGAACAACAAGUUCUUGGUCUUCAAGAAAAAAUCUGACACGUGGCGCCUCGUGAACCCCCCAGCACGGCCUAACCUGGAGAAUGUCCUCCGUGGCCCCUCAUCAGCCCACAGUGGACAGAAGGUGACGGCCAUGGCAACCCGGAUCUCAGCCCGUGUGGAGGGCGGUUACCACAGCAACCGCAGCAUCUUCUGCACCAUUCUGUGAGAAGACGCUUCAGUGUGGCCCCUCACACAUUGCCCUCAGGGUGCUCGUGACUAAGACGUGGAGACCAUGUGGUGGAAGACAUGGUGUCUGUGGAGAUGCUGGGUCCCCACUGUCCUCUCCUCAGCCCCUCACAAAAGCAGGUUCUCGGGCUGCCCCGGGGACUUGGAACAUCACCCUCCUUUCUGCCCCACAGUCCUCAGCAGUUGGGACUUGGAAGGGAUGAUUCCCGAGGAGAAAAGAGAGCCAAAGGUGGUGCCUUUGUCCGAGCUCUUGGGAAGAAUUGGGGAAACGGGACCUGGAGGUCAGGCCCACCCACUGCUGAUUCUUCCCAGGAACAUCUGCACUUAUGUCCCAUAUUCCUCCCUUUCCCAACUUUCCUGUGCCCCUCCCCCCCAGACUCUGCCACACCUCUUAGCUGCCCAUAGAGGCUGAAGUCUGGAAUCCUUGAGGAGAACAUGGUUCCCCAUUUCUAGACAGAGGUGCAGAAAGUACCCAGGAUGGCGCCCCUCACAGCACCUCCCAGGCUAAGGAGGGUGAGCCACACCAGCUACCCUGCAGGGAUCCAGUCUAUGUAUACCCACGGCCCCUUGAUGUCACCUCCCUGCCGUGGUUUCCCACUGUGCCUUGGCUCUCGCUCUUCCCCUCCUGCUGGCAUGUCCCCCUGGGGUCAGCGCACACACUGCCACCUUAAGAGCCUGUCCUGCCAGUGGCUGUGCCCUUGCUCCUCUGAGCCCCUCAGGUAUUGAGCACUUUCUGCCUUGCUUUGGCAUUUGCCCUGUCCUUUGUCGUCCCUGCCUGGGAACCCUGAGAGGGGACCCAUAUCAUUGUCUGUCCCUGGCGCCCUUGCCCGGCUGGAGGUAUAGGAAGGGCCAAUCCCAGAGGCCUUCACUGGGCUGCACUAUGGCUCCAUCCAGGUCUGACUGGGGGCUCCCACCCCACCCUUCCAGCAGGGUCUUUGCCAGCCCCCACCCCCCAGGGGGUGUACAGUCUCGAACUUUGCAGCCAGCUUCCUGGACUGGUUCUCCUGAGGCCCUGGGUGCUGUUUUCUGGGUGGGGUGAGAGCACAUGUGGGAGACCCUACCCACUCCUGCAUCUUUUUUCUUCCCCCUCUCCUCUCUCCCUCUCUGUCUAUCUGUCUCUCUCUCUCUC
Molecule: messenger RNA, 4098 nt
Organism: Suncus etruscus (white-toothed pygmy shrew)
Lineage: Eukaryota; Metazoa; Chordata; Mammalia; Eulipotyphla; Soricidae
Gene: FBXO10
Product: F-box protein 10
Exons: 11
Coding region: 79-2949 (956 amino acids)
Biological process (GO): ubiquitin-dependent protein catabolic process; regulation of apoptotic process; protein ubiquitination
Molecular function (GO): protein binding
Source: RefSeq, a predicted model, not a curated record